AUGACAGCGUUUACUCAUUUGUCCGCAGCUCCCACUCGUGUACAGCGUCCACGAGGAAAGGCCAUAUCGCCGACAGAAAUUAGACUGACGUGGCGGAAACCCCUGCACCCCAAUGGUGUCCUCAAACCCUAUCAAGCCAGCUGUGUGGACAUUGAACGUAGAGGCACACCACAAAUAGUCACAACUAAGGACAGCAGGACAACCUCUGCGGUGGUCGGCAACCUGAUCCCUGAUACAAAAUAUCAGUGCAGCGUAGUGGCCAGCACGGUUCCUGUAGUUGGAAAGGAUCCGGCACAGUUCCAAAGGCGAUCCGCAUAUUCGAAUCCUAUUAGUACCAAGGCGCAAACACCGUCUCGGGUACGACGUCCGACAGGAAAGGCUAUUUCAUCUACAGAAAUCAAAGUGAAGUGGACAAAGCCUAAACACCCCAAUGGCAUCCUUAAACCCUACAAAGUUACCUGCUUUACCACUUCACACGGCGGCACCGCAAAUAGUGUCACUACUAAAGACAACGAGACAACCUCUACUGUAGUCGCAAAUCUGAUUCCGGAUACAGAAUACCAGUGCAUGGUGGUGGCUAGCACGACUGCAGCAGUUGGACAAGAUCCGGCAAAGUGUGAAAGCCGUUCUGCGUUAUCGGCUCUCAUUCGAACCCUCCGCUAA
This is a messenger RNA of Hydatigera taeniaeformis, 663 nucleotides long. The record is from the annotation of a GenBank genome assembly. Lineage: Eukaryota; Metazoa; Platyhelminthes; Cestoda; Cyclophyllidea; Taeniidae.